Molecule: messenger RNA, 1455 nt
Organism: Orycteropus afer afer
Lineage: Eukaryota; Metazoa; Chordata; Mammalia; Tubulidentata; Orycteropodidae
Source: RefSeq, a predicted model, not a curated record
UAUUUUGAAGUCUCAAGAAGCUAACCCAUUUCAAUGUUCACGGCCCAUGAGAAAGGCAUCUAAGAAGCCAUGGCACUCCCUUUUCAAAAAGAGCUGGAGAAAUACAAGAACAUUGAUGAAGAUGAGCUUCUUGGCAAACUCUCAGAGGAGGAACUGAAGCAGUUGGAAAAUGUUCUUGAUGACCUAGAUCCCGAGAGCGCACUGCUGCCAGCUGGAUUCCGGCAGAAAGAUCAGACACAGAAAGCAGCCACUGGCCCAUUUGACCGUGAGCACCUUCUCAUGUACCUAGAGAAAGAGGCAUUAGAACAAAAAGACAGGGAAGACUUUGUGCCCUUCACUGGGGAAAAAAAAGGGAGAGUCUUUAUCCCCAAAGAAAAGCCUGUAGAAACUCUCAAAGAAGAAAAAGUGACCCUUGACCCAGAAUUGGAAGAAGCUUUGGCUAGCGCCUCCGACACUGAGCUGUAUGAUCUUGCAGCUGUUCUUGGAGUACACAAUUUGCUCAACAAUCCAAAGUUCGAUGAAGAAACAGCCAGCACUAAAAGUGGCAAAGGGACUGUAAGAAAUGUGGUCAAAGGUGAAAAGGUCAAGCCAGUAUUUGAGGAGCCACCUAAUCCCACAAAUGUGGAACUAAGUCUGCAGCAGAUGAAAGCCAGUGAUCCCAACCUACAAGAAGUCAACCUCAACAACAUUAAGGCUUUUGCAGAUAUGCUGAAAGUAAACAAGACCUUGAAAAGUCUCAACAUAGAAUCCAAUUUUAUCACUGGAACUGGGAUCCUGGCCCUGGUAGAAGCACUGAGAGAAAAUGACACCCUGACAGAGAUCAAAAUCGACAACCAGAGACAGCAGUUGGGAACGGCCGUAGAAAUGGAAAUUGCGCAGAUGCUCGAGGAGAAUUCAAGGAUCCUCAAGUUUGGAUACCAGUUCACCAAGCAAGGGCCUCGAACGAGGGUGGCAGCUGCCAUCACGAAGAAUAAUGACCUGGUUCGUAAGAAGCGAGUUGAAGGAGACCGGAGGUAAACUCCACCAGAAGAGGUGAAGUUUCACCAGGGCAGCUGUUGCGUGGCCGUUUAGAAACAAACAAAAACUCUUCUCCUUCCCCAUCGGGACCAUUUUAUCAAAGGUUGUUCAUUUCCGUUAAUCACACAGCUAAUAAUUUAAUUGUUUUUCUUUUUUAGCACUUCUUAUUUAUCUUGGAUUUUUAAUAUAUAAAAUUGUUUUAUUUGAUCGUGGGCACCUCUGGCAUCUUGUACAAGUGGGCUCAUGCAGCGCUUAGUGAGCGACAGUGAUCGAAAAUGUUUUAACCAUUUUCACAUCAGGUUGUCUUGCUAUAUUACAUGAACUUUUUUUUUAAUCACUGAAAAGAAUUUAGUAUAUAAAAUAUGUUUUUAUCUGUAAUUAUGAUAGAAGCCUAUCUCUGUUUACAUGCAUAGCUUUGAGUUAGGCUAGAUGUAUCAG